AUGACCCCGAGACCCAACGCCGACCCUAUAUCUGCCCCCUGGUUUGCCACCCCAGUUCUGCCCAGUACACCCGUCCCCUCCCCCUCCUCCGAGAUUUCCCAUUAUCGAGAGGAAGUUAAACGUCGAUUUGAGGAACUGUGCCCCUAUGAGCAGAGAGCUCUUCUAGAUGCCCAUAAAGUAAAUAUUUUUGGAAGUCCCAAGGUUUUGAUAGAUCGAUUCGUCAGAUUGGAAGUGAGAAAAAAGUUUGGCGAUGUGGCCGCUGAGUGGAAUAAAGAAGUUGAUUCUUCCUACAUCCCUCUGUCCCUUUUAGGCUUUCCCACCCAGCUCUGGGGAAGUUCGUUAAAUCAAGUAAGCCCCCAGAACAGGAGUUCAGAGACCUCACAGAUUGUUGAGUCAUCUCGAACCAACCGUAAGCGAGAAGCUCCCAGAAUUGAACUCCCCUCAGGUGAAUUUCAAGUUACCCUCAGUCAGCCUCGAACUAGUACAAUGGACCUCAGCCCCUCGAAAGCCCUAGAGCCCUCAGUUCCUUCGUAUCCCAGUCAGCCCCACCUAGCCACCCUGACAGUUGCCGGACCACCUAACCUACCCCUUGAGCAGACACCCCAGGACCCUACAGAGCAAUGCCCCCCAAUUCCCCCGGGACCGGAUCAAUCCCUUGGAAAUCCCAGCAGUAGUAAAGAGAAUGCAAAUGUUAAAGAUCUCAAAGAGGAAGUAAUUGAAGAUCCCAAACUCCCUCCCCAGAUGGAUCAAAUCCCCCCACUCAUGUCCCUCAAAAUUCCUCAGCCACCUAUCCUGGAUCAAAACCGUCCCCCAUGUCCCUCAAAAUUCUCCGAUCCUCGUCCUAGAUCCAAUCCCCCCACUCAUGUCCCUCAAAAUUCCCCGAUCUCCGUCCUAGAUCCAAUCCCCCCACUCAUGUCCUUCAAAAUUCCCCGGCCACCCAUCCUGGAUCAAAACCCCCCCUCCAUGUCCCUCAAAAUUCCCCGAUCACCCGUCCUAGAUCCAAUUCCCCCACUCAUGUCCCUGAACAUUCCCCGUCCCCCCAGCCUGAAUCGAAGUCUUACGAUCAGGAGUCUGAAAAGCCCCCGUCUCUUUGAUCUGAAUCCAAUCCCUCCACCUGAGAAUCUUAGAAUCCCUCGUCCCCAUGCAGUUGAUGGAAAGCCCGGUAAAACCAAGUCAGCAUUCCACUUUCACUUAGUAGAAUCAAGGUCACCCCAGCCCCUAGGAAAUUUCAGAAUGUCUCCAAAUACCUCAAAACCCCUUCCAGUUACCCCAGCUAUCCCAGAAAAGACCCCUAGCAUACCAGAACGCCCUAGAAGAACCCUCAAUCCCCCAGGAAUCCUAGGAAUAUCCCACCAUGUCUCCAGAUUCCACAGAAUGAUCCGGAGAGUCCAGAAAUAUCCCCUAGAGUCUCGAAAAUUUCCUGGAAACCCCCAAGUCCUGCUAAAAAUCCCCGAAAACCCCAAUGAAUCACGACCACCCCCAAAAAUUCCCCAAAAUAUCCCAAAAUCCCACAGGUAUCACAGGAUUCAGUCUUAA
Molecule: messenger RNA, 1536 nt
Organism: Diachasma alloeum
Lineage: Eukaryota; Metazoa; Arthropoda; Insecta; Hymenoptera; Braconidae
Product: pollen-specific leucine-rich repeat extensin-like protein 1
Exons: 1
Coding region: 1-1536 (511 amino acids)
Source: RefSeq, a predicted model, not a curated record